Messenger RNA from Pneumocystis jirovecii RU7, 600 nucleotides. RefSeq lists its product as uncharacterized. The record is from RefSeq and is a predicted model, not a curated record. Gene Ontology annotation, cellular component: nucleus. Gene Ontology annotation, molecular function: mRNA binding. The coding region runs from base 1 to 600 and encodes 199 amino acids. Gene Ontology annotation, biological process: mRNA export from nucleus. The transcript has 5 exons. Lineage: Eukaryota; Fungi; Ascomycota; Pneumocystomycetes; Pneumocystales; Pneumocystaceae.
AUGAAAGGUCAUCGUGUACGUGGUGGAUCUUUAAGAUAUGCUGAUUCUGAAAAAUCAAACCUUCAUUACACAAAAAAAUCGGGUUUUUCACACAAAAGAAAACGUUCUUUAGAUAUUCAUAAACAAUGGUCUCAUGAUCUUUUUAAUCAAAAAAAUGAGUUUACAACAUUAAGUGAAGAAAAACAGAAAAAAUUGGCUUCAAAUCCUUUAUUUUGUAGGCUAAUGGGUAUAAAGAAUACACAGCCAGAGAAAGAGCUUUUAAACAAUCCAUUAUACAUGCGUAUGCAGGGCGUACAACCACAGACAACGAUAAAAGGCACUGCACAAGGGAAAUCUUCAUGGACAAUUAAAGGUGCAUCAGGUGCAACAACGGUGAUUGUAAGCAAUCUAGCAGAGGGAACUACUGCUGAAGAUGUUAAAACUUCUCUUGCGUCAUUAGGCCAUAUACAAAAGUGUUUUAUUUACAAAAUGAAUCAUGGAAAGCCACUUCAAGCAGAAGUGACGUUUUCUCUUCGGUCAGAGGCAAAUACAGCAGUUGAAAAGCUAAAUCAUGCAAUUGCAGAUGGCCAUGUUCUUACGGUUUAUAUUAAGGAGAAUUAA